Molecule: messenger RNA, 2347 nt
Organism: Xenopus tropicalis (tropical clawed frog)
Lineage: Eukaryota; Metazoa; Chordata; Amphibia; Anura; Pipidae
Gene: fgf19
Product: fibroblast growth factor 19
Exons: 4
Coding region: 439-1086 (215 amino acids)
Biological process (GO): fibroblast growth factor receptor signaling pathway
Cellular component (GO): extracellular region
Molecular function (GO): growth factor activity; fibroblast growth factor receptor binding
Source: RefSeq, a predicted model, not a curated record
UAUAUCCGUUUUUUUAAAAAAUUUUGAACAUUUUUCCAAAUCCGGAUCCGAUUUAAAAGACAAAGAUACAAUUACACAUAAAAUAUCUCAGUUAUACAAACAUUUUCCUUAAUAACAGGGGUAACAAAUAGGAAUAAUGAAACAGCUAAAAACCCGAGUAUGUAACCUGUGAGGGUGAUGUAAUGAUGAUAGGAAGGGGAGGUCUGUGCUUACUAUGAAAGGUCUACUUAUUGAAAAUAGUAUGACCUUAUCUAUGGAGCUGAUAAGAGUCCUAUAAAAGGCUGGGGAUUGGCUUGUAUUUACUACAGCCCCGAGGCAAUUAGGUUAAAAAAAAAAAAAAAAAGCAUUGCCUGACAGUCUGUCUCAAGCAACUUUAGUGUUACUGACUCUUUGUGUGUGUGUGUGAGCUCUCAAAUUGCCAUUUCCAACCCUGGGAAGAUGUGGAAGACCCUGCCUUGGAUUUUGGUUCCCAUGAUGGUGGCCGUGCUGUAUUUCCUCGGAGGGGCGGAAAGUCUGCCGCUUUUUGAUGCCGGGCCGCACAUGCAGAACGGCUGGGGGGAGUCGAUCAGAAUUCGGCACCUGUAUACGGCCAGGAGGUUCGGGCACGACAGCUACUACCUCCGGAUACACGAGGAUGGCAGAGUCGAUGGUGACAGGCAACAAAGCAUGCACAGUUUAUUGGAAAUCAGAGCAAUUGCAGUUGGAAUUGUUGCCAUUAAAGGGUAUCGCAGCUCUCUGUACCUGUGCAUGGGGUCCGAGGGAAAACUCUAUGGAAUGCACAGUUACUCCCAGGAUGAUUGCUCUUUUGAAGAGGAGCUUCUCCCGGAUGGAUACAACAUGUAUAAAUCAAGGAAACAUGGCGUUGCUGUCUCCCUAAGCAAGGAGAAGCAGAAGCAACAAUACAAAGGAAAGGGCUACCUCCCGUUGUCCCAUUUCCUACCCGUGAUAAGCUGGGUGCCCAUGGAGCCCACCGGAGAUGUAGAAGAUGAUAUCUACAGGUUUCCAUUCAAUACGGACACAAAGAGUGUCAUUGACAGCCUUGAUACCCUGGGACUAAUGGAUUUUUCGAGUUAUCACAAGAAAUAGCCAAUGUGUUUAUGGACAAUGAGUGGGGGAAACAACUGAGCAGAUGAAGAUAAAGGAUAAUCAACACUAAAGUUGGUCUACUUCCCAAGCACUGGAUCAGAACAUAUCCAACCUAUAUGCUGGAGGUCCGCGCUCUUAUGAAAAAUUGUGUAAAAUAGUGAAAUCGAUAGACAGAGACUAAAGGAUAUGAGCCUGUGUGGCUCUGGACUUAAAGAGAAAUAUUACAUUAGGACAUUUUCCUACAAUUUUUGAAAACUUUCCUUCCUCCUUUUGGAAUAUUGACUUGCUUAUCAGUGUCCCAAUGGGCCCCUAUACCUUCUGGACAGAUUUCAGACAGAUGUUUUGAGGGGUAUUUGGAACUGAGAUAAGUCUGGACAUGAUGGAUUUGGUGCAUAUGUACUGCACAGGAUACAAGUGUAACAGGCUCCGGAGUCCUUUAGGAAUGUGAUCUAGAAUCAAUGAUCACUUCAAUAUUUAGUGGGAUAUGGGAAGACGGGGAAGCUAUUUUAAAAUCAGACAAAAAGGGAAAAAAAUAUGUUAUUGGACUUAAUGCUUUGGGGUUACGCUCACUUGCAGUUUGCUGUGACCAAACCAGGGCCACUAUUACACAUAGUGAAAGCACUACCAAUCUGGCAGUUGAGCCUAUUAGUGAAGGUGGCCAUACAUAGACUGCCAGCUCUGCCCCUUAAGACCGAGUCGGCAACAUACCGCUCAUGUAUAGUGCCCACUGCCGGACUAAAACUCCACAAAUAAUAACUGGUCUGGUUUGAGAAUCCUGUUGGUCGUGUGGACAUGUCCGACAGGUGCCUUUAGUCAUUGUUGACUCUGGGCCAAUUAUUGGUUCUAACCUAUCUGACCAGCAUGUCGGUGGCCAAAAUCUGCUCGCCCAUAAGUUUUCACGUGACAGACUAUGAGAUAACGUUUUCUCAUUAAACUGAAUCUGGCCCAAAAUGUCGGUAUAGUCAUAAUAAAUGUGCCGGGAGCUACUCAAUAGGUGCAAAGGGCCAUAGAUUUGCCAAAGCUUAUGCACUGUAAAAUCACCCCCCACCGUAAGUACUGACAAAUUCAUAAAAGGUUUUUAUUACAUGAAAGGCUUUUAUGAAAUUGGUUAUAUAAUGAGUAGUAGACACCCCGAUAUAUAGAAUUGUUACUGUGUAUAUAAAGAAACAUGUAUUUCUCUCAGUAAGCACUUAGUUUGAAAUGCACUAUUUAUAUAAUAUUUAUUGUAUACAAGCAUCUGCUUAUUUUGUUACUAUAUUUA